AUGCAUGGCCAUUCAUUGUUCCCAUUGUCGCACGAGACGGAGAUAGUCCCAAAGCUCGCCUUCGUAAUCGAUAUUUCAAGAUUCCACAGGCCACCAAUUCAACCUUACACCUGCUUUACUGUAAAUCUAGAAAGAUCCUAUAGUGUACUUGGUACCAGUCCUCGAAGUGUCACUUGUGGUGUCACGACUGACAAAAGUACGGACAACGCAAGCAAGAAAGACCGGAAAUAUAUGACUGAAGAGCCCACACUCCGUGACAAUGUUUCUGCAUCGAUACCAGUUGUUCAACGGUUUGCAGACCAAUCUGUGAUGAAUUUAGGAGCACUCACAACGCGCUUCGUACCAAAAUAUGGCUGUACUCAAUCUGUUUAUGCCUGGGUCUCCGCUGAUAGCGCAAAGAUUCCCUUAGAAUUCUCCUACUUUUAUAUUCUUGGCCCUCAGAAUUACACAGAUUGUUACCCUUCCGACUAUGUAACACGAUCGGACGCAUAUUAUUCUCCUGGACUUUGUCCUUCGGAGUGGUCAUUAGGGUGUACUUCGCAAUCUACGAGUGAUGGACUGAUAGAAACUCAAGCGAUUUGUUGUCCGAAAUACUAUCGCUGCGUGGAAGGGCUGCCUAUCAGCAAGUCCUGGCCUUGUCUGAGCUGGGAGCCCAACUCAAGAACCAUGUUGUAUCCCAAAUCCUUCAACAAUGACUAUUAUAUAACCUCCAUAAAAUACAUCUACAUCCACGCUAAUGGCAUUGGUGUAAGAUGGCGCGAAGGAGAUUUCAUGACCACUUCCACACCAUCGCUAGGAUUAGCACCAACAGCCAACGGAAUUCCACAAACCUCAACUUGGUCCGAAUUGACUACAUCGAACACAGCUUCGGUACCAACAUCCCCGGUAUCAAGUUCGCAGAAACUUUCCAAGAAUACAUAUGCAGGGAUAGGUGUGGGCAUUGGCAUUGCCACUAUAGGUCUGUCUGUCAUAGUCUUCAUGUUGCUAAGAAGACGGAGAAGGUUUAGACGGACCAACACGGUGAACGCAGGAUCAACUGAUCAACAUACGCUCGAGCCGAGACGUGGAAGUAAUAUAGAAGAAGCGGAAAACAUAAAUACGGCGGAGGUUCGUGCUCAUGAGCUUGAAGGAUCACCCCAGAAGAUGAUAGCCCAUGAGAAAUAG
Molecule: messenger RNA, 1164 nt
Organism: Aaosphaeria arxii CBS 175.79
Lineage: Eukaryota; Fungi; Ascomycota; Dothideomycetes; Pleosporales
Exons: 3
Coding region: 1-1164 (387 amino acids)
Source: RefSeq, a predicted model, not a curated record